AUGGACCCGCCCCCCAGCGACGUCGACAUGCCCCCCGCCGAUGUCCCAGAUCCCCCCGACGACAGCGACGACAGCGACGACGAGUCCGACAGGACCGCCUCCCCCGCCCCCUCUCCCCCGCCAGCGCACUCCCUCUCCCCCGCCUCUGCCGCCCGCCCUCCGUCCGCAGAGCCCCCGCCGACCUCCGACACCCACGACGCCUCGUCCCCAUCGUCCUCCGACGCCCCCACCGCGCCCGACAGUGGCCGUGGCCGCAAGUCCAAGCCAUCAUCCUCCAACGUACCCGUGGCGGGACCGAGCGCUAAACCCAAGUCCGCCAAAUCCGCUCCUCCUCGUGCCUCCCCGUCCCCGCCGCCCCCGCCGGCCCGCCAGCCUCUGCAGACGAUCCGGCUCGAGAUCCGGCUCGGGGGCCAGGAGGACUACGAGGUCAACAUCGCCGACCUCGCCAAGACCACCGGACAGCGCCCCGGGACGCCUGUGCCCGAGGAGGUCAAGCGCGACUCGAGCGACGACAGCGAGGGCGACGACGAGGCCCCGCCCGAGGUCGUCCAGGCCGGCGAGCAGAAGGUCAAGCGGCGAAGGAGGGUGACUUUGGCUGACGGCGUUCGCUUGCAGCGGAAUCAUGCGUCAGAGUACUACGACACCGCCGACCCGUUCAUCGACGACUCCGAGCUCGCACAGGACGAGCGGACCUUCUUUGCGCAGACCAAGCAGAAGGGAUUCUAUGUCUCGAGCGGGCAAGUCGCGCUGCUGAACAAACCCGUCGUUGGGAAGAAGCCAAGGUCGAGGAAGGUCAACAUCCUUGCACCCUCAGCUUCAGUCUCGGCCGCGCUCUCCACCGUUCACGUCACGUUACCAGCCCUCUCGGGCGCGGGACCGUCCAAUGGCUCGAUAUCGGCGCCGGUGAAGAGCGAGGACGGCUCCCGCGACGCGCCAAUAGCUCUACUUUCCGAUGCCGAGGAUGGCAGCAAGAUCAAAAGGAAGCACAGCGCGGACUCGAGCAAUACUGUGAGCAUCUCCGAGGGAGGCGCGAAGAAGCGCAGGAAGACGGUGGAAAUUCAACCGUUUCAUCCCGAGCUCGAGAAGGCUAUCGAGGUUCUGAAGGAGGCGAUCGCGAAGGAGAGCUGGGACGUGAAGGGCAAGUUCCCGCCCGGUCUCAAACCUUUGCUUGGUCAAGUCGCCCUCAAAGCCGUCGUUCUUGGUCAAUAUGACGAGAACUUCUUCAAUUUGAUGCCUCGGCUUUUCCCUUACAAUAAGUUCACUAUGACUAAACUUAUCAAACGGACCGUGUGGCGGGAUCACACGAACCUCUUGACCGACCGUCAAAAUGCUCUCAUCGAGGACCUCCGCGUUCUCGCCUCAGCCGGAUUCGCGAAAGCGAAGGAGGAGUGGGAGCGGAGCGUGAUGAUGUGGGAACGACGCCAGGAGCGCGCCAAGGGCGAAGGCGGCGCAGACGGCGCGCCUGCUGGCCCCGGGGCGGGCCACUCGCACGAGGGCUCCCCCGCGGCCAGCGACCACACGCCGAGCAUGGGUCCGACCCCGCUCGAGGCGCGCACGUCGAUGGACGAUGGAGCGGAUCACGACGACGGCGCAGGCGGCGGUGGCGGGCGCGGGAACAAGGACGCGCACCCGCCCGCGCAGCGGUACCGUUUGACGGACCAAAUGAAGGGCAUCAUCUGGCAGCUCGUGUGUCUGAGCAACGAGUGCUGUCGGAUCGAGAACGAGAAAAACACUUUGGAAGGCUCGAAUGCCAUUGUGAGCGACCAGGGCGUGCGCAAGAACUUGUACCAGAAGAUUGUCGCGGCGUUCCCAGACGGCUGGCUGUCCUCGGGUCAGAUAUCUCGAGAAGUGAGCGUCAUGAAGAAGAAGUACGAGAAGGAGUCGAUGGAGGCCGAGUGA
This is a messenger RNA of Epithele typhae, 1899 nucleotides long. RefSeq lists its product as uncharacterized. The transcript is spliced from 9 exons. The coding region runs from base 1 to 1899 and encodes 632 amino acids. The record is from RefSeq and is a predicted model, not a curated record. NCBI's taxonomy places the organism in Eukaryota, Fungi, Basidiomycota, Agaricomycetes, Polyporales, Epitheliaceae.